Molecule: messenger RNA, 447 nt
Organism: Rotaria sp. Silwood2
Lineage: Eukaryota; Metazoa; Rotifera; Eurotatoria; Philodinida; Philodinidae
Source: the annotation of a GenBank genome assembly
AUGAAAGAUAAGCAAGUUGCUAUUAUACAACAAUCUCAAGCUUUAGAUGCUACUUGUGAUUUUCAUUAUCGAAUAACACAUGUAUCUGAAUGUUAUCAUGGGAGUGUACAUGAUAUUACAAUUCUGAGAGAAUCAGGAAUAUUAGAACAUGUAGAAAAAGCUGUGCAAAUUAUUGCUGAUAAAGGGUAUAUUGGUGAACAAUACAUAGUCACUUCAGGAAGGAAAUCUCAUGGUGGUGAAUUGACAGCUGAAAACAAAAACUUCAAACGUGAUAUUAAUAGUACAAGAUCGACUAUUGAAAAUAUUAAUCAAUGUCUCAAAAUUUAUGCUAUUUUUGGUAGCAUUUACAGAGGACCUAUUGAUGCCUUGUGUAAGAUAACAGAAAUCCCACAAACUAUUUCUGCUCUAUGUUAUAUGAACUUGAAUAAACAUCUCAUUCGUAAAUAA